AUGAGUCUAGAAGAGUACUUGCGAAUACCUACUCCACCUCAAAGAACCCCAUGCAACGAAUGUAAAAGAUAUAAAACGAAAUGUUCAGAUGAACAUGUUCGUUAUCUUUCCCCACCUCCAUUCAAUGCCUUGCAAACU
Funneliformis geosporum is the source of this 138-nucleotide messenger RNA. The record is from the annotation of a GenBank genome assembly. Lineage: Eukaryota; Fungi; Glomeromycota; Glomeromycetes; Glomerales; Glomeraceae.